Molecule: messenger RNA, 2085 nt
Organism: Chenopodium quinoa (quinoa)
Lineage: Eukaryota; Viridiplantae; Streptophyta; Magnoliopsida; Caryophyllales; Amaranthaceae
Product: protein EARLY-RESPONSIVE TO DEHYDRATION 7, chloroplastic-like
Exons: 4
Coding region: 818-1951 (377 amino acids)
Cellular component (GO): plasma membrane
Source: RefSeq, a predicted model, not a curated record
UUUACAUGAUAUAAUAACCUUUAAAAUAGGAUGAGUGGUUGUUAUGAGUGUAAUUUAGUGGGUCAUGUGCUUUAAAUAAGGAAAAUAGUAUAGUUUUUCCUUAAAGUAACUUUCCUUUUAUAGUGUGUUGCAAGUAUUGUGACAUUUCCUUUUUAGGGAAGUGUUGCAAGUAAAAGAAAAUGGAGGAAGUAUAAGAGAAGGAAAUUAUAAAUUGAACUGAAAUUAAACUGAAGAGAACAAGCCUUCAGAAAACAUCUCCAAACCACAAAUCACUAACGCGAUAUGAAAUAUUUUCAAGUAAAAUUACAAUAAACCAAAAAUAAUAAUAAUAAUAAUAAAAAAAUUAAAUCUUAUUUUUUGUAGGCUCAUUAAUGUAUUUGAUUGGUUCCAUUUCCAACCUUAAUUUGAUCUAGGAAGAACUUGCAAAAGUGGCCUUAACUUAACUCAUAGUUAAUGGACCACUAGAAUGGGCUUUUCACACCUUUGUACUUGUACACAAUAAAAACACCAACCUCUUAGAUUACUUAACCCAAUCAAACAAACUAACCAACGUGUCACGUAAAAAGCGCGGGAACCAAACUCUAUCCUUUAAGAAAACACCUUUACUUGUCCUAUCUCCUAUCAACAAAACACGUGCCACUCCUCCACAACACCACGUGACCUCCCUCCAUUUCCUUUGCCACUAAUCCCACCUCAUAAAACCCUCACUAAACCCUGCACCCAUUUCACCGUCUUCAAUCCAUUUCUUCUCCUUCAUUCUUUCAAACAAUUUCCAACCAAAUUCUCUCUCCUUUGACCAAUCAUUGACUACUGAAACAUGGGCAAAAAUGACAACCCUUCGUCCGCCGUUGACGCAACAGAGAAGCUCCUGAUCAAGAUCCCAGCCACCAUAGUCCACCUCAUCGACAACCAGCAAAGCGUCGAGCUAGCAUUCGGCGAUCUCGAAAUCAUCCUCCUCCGUCAAAACGACGCUGAUGUUGCCGUUUUAGCAAGAAUCGGAGAUCAACUCCAAUGGCCAUUAACAAAAGACGAAGCUACCCUCAAACUAGACGACUCUCACUACUUCUUCACACUCUCCUCCAACGACGACGUUUUGAACUACGGGUUAACCAUCCCUUCAAAAGGGCAGGAAACUCUGCUGAAAAAAUUGGACUCGAUUUUGGAGAAGUACAGUGGGUUUAAAGAAGAGAGGGUGGAUGUAGAGGUGGAGCGUGAAGCGGGUGAUUGGUGGGUGGCGGCGAGGGAGGUGACGCCGGAGGAAGUGAAUAGGGAUGCGGCGAAGAGAGAGAAAAUAGAGGAGAGUGCAGCGGCGUAUUGGACGACGUUGGCGCCGAAUGUGGAGGAGUAUAGUGGGUGUGUAGCGAGGAUGAUAGCGGCGGGGUCGGGGAUGUUGGUGAAGGGGAUAUUAUGGUGUGGGGAUGUAACAGUGGAUAGGUUGAAAUGGGGGAAUGAGUUUUUGAGGAAAAGGUUGGGGAAGAAAGAGAAUGCUACUCGUGUUAGUCCUCAGUGUUUAACCAGGAUUCGAAGGGUGAAGAGCAUGACGAAGAGGUCAGAGGAUGUUGCAACCGCAAUUCUUUCAGGGGUUAUAAAGGUGUCUGAGACUAUUACAGGCUCAGUUGUGAACUCGAGAGUAGGAAAGACAUUCUUUAACAUGAUUCCAGGAGAAAUUAUCUUAGCCUCACUCGACGGUUUCCAGAAAAUUUGUGAUGCUGUUGAAGUUUCUGGAAAGAACGUUAUGUCAACCUCUUCCCAAGUUACAACAGACCUUGUUACGGAAAGGUACGGAGAGGAAGCAGCGAAUGCGACACACGAAGGGUUAGAUGCAGCAGGACAUGCUUUAGGAACAGCUUGGACAGUGUUUAAGUUGAGGAAGGCUUUGAAUCCAAAGGGUGCUCUUAAACCCAGUACUCUUGCUAAAGCUGCUGCUGGCAAGGUCAAGAAAUCUCUAUAGAAUACUCCAUUGAAUGUAAUUUCAUUUCUAAGCCUUUUUAGGGAUAGUAGUGCACUUAUGCAUGUGCCAAAGUUUCAUAACACUGAUAGAUUAAUAAUGGUUAAGGUUAAUGAACUGAAUUCUUUUAUUUCUUA